Molecule: messenger RNA, 2167 nt
Organism: Bombus huntii
Lineage: Eukaryota; Metazoa; Arthropoda; Insecta; Hymenoptera; Apidae
Gene: Rh50
Product: ammonium transporter Rh type A
Exons: 12
Coding region: 588-2039 (483 amino acids)
Biological process (GO): ammonium homeostasis; ammonium transmembrane transport
Cellular component (GO): plasma membrane
Molecular function (GO): ammonium channel activity
Source: RefSeq, a predicted model, not a curated record
AAAUCGAUCGCGUGUCAUCCGUCGGCAUUGAACGACUGUUUGCUCCGAGUACGUGCUUGUCCGUCUUCGAGAGAACAAGCGAACGAUUUCGUGCGAUACCAUCGAUCUUGGCGAAAGUUUCUCCAGAAAAAGUACACCUUGAUUUACCCGAAUUUUUCAACUUAUUCUCCCUCAUAAAUCUAUUUUAUCGUUCGCUUCUCUCAUCUUUCCGACUUCUCCUUCGUUGUUUUAAUUUUAAUUCGGCAAAAUUUAGCAAUCCUAAUUGUUCGUAACUAUAAUUGGUGAAAUUGGCCGAGGCAUCGAUUCGCGAGUGGCAAACGAACGACCGGUUUUAGCGUGAAUUUAGAGCGAACGAGAAGUAGCCGAUAUGACGGCAUAAAUUACUACGGAGUGGCUCACUUCCAUCCAAGGCUUUUCUACAGAGACACGGAGAUCUUUAACCCCAUUACUCGUGGACCAGACUGUGCACGCAUCGAGCGCUACGGAGAUUAAGUGAAACCAGACUCUCGAAAGCAUCAACACGCAGAACGUCGGCUGUAAAUUACAGCGAGUUAUACAGGAGGGAGCUAAAGCCGCGGUAAUUGGGAAUGUUCUCCGUGAGUGGAAAGCAACAAGUAUGCCAGCUGUUCUUCGUCCAAGUCAUCCUAAUCGUCCUAAUGGGCGCGUUGAUGACGUACGGACCCGAGGCGGACGCUAAUUCGCUAAAAAAUCACGGACAGACAGGCGACCACGGCCGGAAGCACGUCAAGAAACCGGAUACGGACCCGUUACGAGUUUAUCCGAUGUAUCAAGAUGUCCACGUGAUGAUCUGGAUCGGAUUCGGCUUCCUGAUGACGUUUCUAAGAAGAUACGGACAAAGCGCGAUUGGACUGACGUUCCUACUCGGCGCUAUUUUGAUCCAGGUUGCCAUGAUCUGCGAGGGAGUGACGAAUUUCCAGAUAGACAGCGCGUCUCCCUUGUCGUUAAAAAGCCUGCUGAACGCGGACGUUGCGGUGGCCACGCCGUUGAUAUCCAUGGGUGCUUUGCUGGGUAAGACGACCUACAUGCAGCUCGUAUUCAUGGGCAUUCUCGAGCUGAUCAUGUUCACCGUGAACAAGUACGUGGGAGAGCAUCUGCUCAUGGUCGUCGAUGCAGGCGAUAGCAUGUUUGUCCAUGCGUUCGGAGCAUAUUUUGGACUUGCCGUCAGUUUCGUAUUUGGAAUGAAGGACAAGCCUAAGGAACAUAAUCUCGAGGGAGCAUCCUACAACUCUGACAUUUUCGCUAUGAUUGGCACCGUGUUCCUGUGGUUGUUCUGGCCAUCGUUCAACAGCGCCGCUCUGCAAGGAGACGAUCAGCAAAGGGCCAUUAUAAACACUCUUCUGUCCAUCUCGUCCAGCUGUGUGAUCGCUUUCGCGACCUCCGCCCUAGUCUCCAAGGAUAGCAAAUUCAACAUGGUACACGUGCAGAAUUCGACGUUGGCCGGCGGUGUAGCCAUCGGCACCGCAGCAGGCAUGAUGUGCAAACCGGUGGGUGCUUUGGCCGUGGGUGCUCUAGCCGGGCUACUCAGCGUAUUAGGAUACAAAUAUCUCACGCCGCUGAUCCAAAAACGUCUGAGGAUUCAUGACACGUGCGGCGUGCACAAUCUCCACGGCAUGCCCGGCGUUUUAGGUGGUAUCUUUGGCGCACUGAUGGCAGGCCUCGCCACUGAAGCCUCUUACGAUUAUUCCCUUUACGAGAUCUUCCCAGCGCGAGCACCAAACUCUGAAGCAAAGUUGGCCGAGAUGAGAGACAAUUAUGGUAUAUCAGCUGGCUUUAACAGAACAGCAGGGGAACAGGCUGGCUAUCAAUUAUUAGUACUAGUAAUUACAGUGGGAAUAGCCAUCGUUUCAGGAUUAGUAACAGGUUUAAUGAUGCGGAUGUCGAUCUGCGGUUUGAUUUCCGAGGAGCAGAAGUUCGACGAUGAAGCCAAUUGGGAAUUGGAAGAGGAAGCCACGCAGGAGUCGAAAAUCAAGGAAGGCAACAGCUAUGGCGGCGACCAAUUACCGAUGGCCCAUAUCUGAGACGAGUCCUUGUUAUCAAUAACAGCAAAAGUAUUACGCUUGCACGUGAAUGCAAAUAAAUGAGAAAAAUAGAACCCUGAACUUAGGAAAACUUGUAAAAUUUAUUAAACAAUUUGUUAAACAUUACA